AUGAGUGAAACCAGUAACUGUGUUGUCAGUCGCACUGCGUGCAACAGCAAGGGUAGCAUGAUCGUUGUUUCUAAUCGCCUGCCCUUUGUGCUAAAGAGAAAUGAGAAAACCGGUGAAUUAGAAAGGAAAGCCAGCGCCGGCGGUCUUGUGACCGCCGUAGCGCCGGUUGUAAUUCGCUGUAAAGGCAUCUGGGUCGGCUGGCCGGGCGUUCAUCUGGACGACCCCAAUGAGAAGAUCCCCGAGUCAGACCCCAACGACAAGACACCCACCUCUGGACUGCUGUCUAGUAAGAUUGUUGCCAUCCAUGCCGAGCCGAAACUCUUCGACAGUUACUACAACGGCUGUUGCAAUGGCACAUUCUGGCCCCUGUUCCACUCCAUGCCCGACCGGACCACCUUUAUCGCUGACCAUUGGAAGGCUUACAUCAAAAUCAAUGAGGAGUUCGCUGAAAAGACCGUACACGCGCUAAAAUUGCUAAAACAAAGCAAGGAGAAGAACAACAACUCGCCGCCCAUCGUAUGGGUUCACGAUUACCACCUCAUGUUGGCAGCUAAUUGGAUUAGACAGCGUGCCGAAGAAGACGAACUAAAAUGCAAGCUCGCGUUCUUUCUUCACAUACCAUUCCCGCCAUGGGACAUAUUUCGCCUGUUACCAUGGUCUGACGUAGUCUUACAAGGCAUACUAGGGUGCGACAUGGUCGGUUUUCAUAUUACCGACUACUGCUUAAACUUCAUUGAUUGUUGCCAACGAAACUUGGGUUGCCGUGUGGACAGGAAGAACCUCCUGGUCGAACUGGGUGGCAGAACGAUUUGCGUGAGACCCCUGCCAAUCGGCGUGCCCUUCGACAGAUUUGUGCAACUGGCCCACAACGCGAAAACGGUCCUUUCAACCAGCCAGAAAGUCAUCCUGGGGGUCGACAGACUUGACUACACAAAGGGUCUUGUUCAUCGACUUAAAGCGUUCGAGAGAUUGCUGGAGAAACAUCCAGAGCACAUCGAAAAAGUGGUUUUACUUCAAAUCGCAGUUCCGUCAAGAACGGAUGUAAAGGAGUACCAGGAUUUGAAGGAGGAGAUGGAUCAGCUAGUCGGCAGGAUCAACGGAAGGUUUACUACUCCUAAUUGGUCCCCUAUCAGAUACAUUUAUGGAUGCGUGGGUCAGGAGGAACUUGCUGCUUUCUACCGCGACGCAGCUGUCGCGUUAGUGACACCGCUCCGAGAUGGAAUGAACCUGGUGGCGAAGGAGUUCGUGGCCUGUCAGAUCAACAACCCGCCGGGGGUUCUCAUCUUGUCGCCGUUUGCGGGUGCCGGUGAAAUGAUGCACGAGGCUCUCAUUUGCAAUCCUUACGAAUUGGAUGAUGCAGCAGAAGUUAUGCACAGAGCGUUAAUAAUGCCCGAAGACGAGCGCACUGUACGUAUGAACCACUUGAGACGGCGGGAACAGUUGAACGACGUGGACAGUUGGAUGAAGAGCUUCUUGAAGGCGAUGGACUCGCUAGAGGAGGAGGCCGACGACAUCGGAGCCACCUCCAUGCAACCCGUCACCAUCGACGACUUCGAUGAAUAUUUGUCCAAGUACAUUGGUUACACACAGAAGCUGGCGCUGCUGCUGGACUACGACGGCACGCUGGCGCCCAUCGCGCCGCACCCCGACCUGGCCACGCUGCCGCUCGAGACCAAGCACACGCUGCAGCGCCUCUCCAACAUGUCCGACGUCUACAUCGCCAUCAUCUCUGGCCGCAACGUUGACAAUGUCAAAGACAUGGUGGGAAUAGAAGGAAUCACAUACGCUGGCAACCAUGGUCUAGAGAUACUACAUCCCGAUGGCAGUAAAUUUGUACAUCCCAUGCCCAUGGAACUGCAAGACAAAGUGGUCGAACUCCUCAAGGCCCUGCAGGAACAGGUGUGCAAAGACGGUGCGUGGGUGGAGAACAAGGGAGCGCUGCUCACAUUCCACUACCGUGAGACGCCGUUGGGCAAGCGCGCCGCACUCGCAGAGCAGGCGCGCCGCCUCAUCACCGCCUCCGGCUUCACGCCCGCGCCCGCGCACUGCGCCAUUGAAGCGCGCCCACCCGUGCAGUGGAACAAAGGUCGAGCAUCAAUCUAUAUCCUAAGAACGGCGUUUGGAUUGGACUGGAGUGAAAGAAUCAGAAUUAUCUACGCAGGUGAUGACGUCACCGAUGAAGACGCCAUGCUGGCCCUGAAAGGUAUGGCUGCAACAUUCCGCAUCGCUUCCUCGCACAUAACAAAGACAUCGGCCGAGAGACGUCUGUCAUCCCCGGACUCUGUGCUGGCGAUGCUCAAGUGGGUGGAGCGUCACUUCUCCCGUCGCAAGCCUCGUGCUAACUCGCUCACAUACAAAACCGCUAGAAAAGCCAGAGACACUCUUCAAAUGCACAUGUCCUACCAGCCACCUACGAAAACAUCGCCAAAGCCCACCCCGCCGCUAAGUCCUGAUAAAUUAUCAAGCGGCUCCGAAUCGAGUUAG
Messenger RNA from Parnassius mnemosyne (clouded apollo), 2484 nucleotides. NCBI's taxonomy places the organism in Eukaryota, Metazoa, Arthropoda, Insecta, Lepidoptera, Papilionidae. The record is from the annotation of a GenBank genome assembly.